Morone saxatilis (striped sea-bass) is the source of this 3132-nucleotide messenger RNA. Its product is annotated as protein FAM83B-like. Gene Ontology annotation, cellular component: cytoplasm; membrane. Gene Ontology annotation, biological process: epidermal growth factor receptor signaling pathway. The record is from RefSeq and is a predicted model, not a curated record. Lineage: Eukaryota; Metazoa; Chordata; Actinopteri; Moronidae. Bases 31 to 2781 code for a protein of 916 amino acids. The transcript is spliced from 4 exons.
ACGUAGAGACUGAGAGUGGAUCUGGCAUCCAUGGAGUCCAAUCUGUCCUGCCUGUCUUCUCUAAAAGAAGAAGAGAUUCCGGUUUACAUCCAGCCACAUUACAAAGAGACCUACCGCCUGGCCAUUUACGCCCUGCUCUGUGGAGGGAAAGAGGCCUACGAGGAGUUCCUCAGGGCCGAGCAGAUCAGCCACUUUCUGUCAGAGGAUGAGAUCCUGUUCAUUUUGGAAAAUGCAGAGUCACCACUUGUGGAGGAUGACGCCGAGGGAAAACGGGUCACGGACGAAGUCACCCCCUCCACCUACUUCCCAACAGAGUCGGACGAGGAGGUGCCCGACCUGGACCUGGGCUGGCCCGAGGUCUCGCUGGAGGGCGCGGACACGAGCAUCAGCCUGCUGUUCCACCCGCCCAGACAAAACACACCCAGCAUCAAAGAGGUGGUUCGCAAACAGAUACAGGAGGCUAGGCAGGUUAUAGCCAUAGCGAUGGACGUCUUCACUGACGUUGAUAUUUUUAAAGAGAUCAUCACUGCCACACUGAGGGGAGUGGUAGUCUACAUCCUUCUGGAUGAUUCCCACUACAAGAGAUUCCUCACCAUGACCCAAAUGGUGGGAGUGAAUAUCCAAGACCUUAAGAACCUUCGUGUUCGAACGGUUCAGGGGCAGCAGUAUCAGUGUCGGUCCGGGGUGAAGUUUCAUGGAGAUUUGGAGCAAAAAUUUAUUCUGGUGGACUGCCAAUCAGUGUUGUAUGGAACAUACAGUUACACGUGGUCGUUUGAGAAGAUCCACCUUAGCAUGGUCCUGGUGAUCACAGGUCAGCUGGUUUGUUCUUAUGAUGAGGAGUUUCGAAGAUUGUACGCUCGCUCCACAGUCCCUCCGGUUCAGUCCAAGGAGAGGUCAGCUGUCCGGUACCCGAGAGACUCUGUGGCCCUGCAGAGCCCAAACUCCAGCCAGCUUUCCCUCCAUCAGAUUCACAUGAGAUCCAGAGGGAUGCACGGCAUUAGAAGUGCUCAGGAUGACAGGUACAACAAUGCUGGCAUAUUGACCAGGGGCCUGAGUGUGCAGGAGAGGCUGCAUCAAUCUCACUGUCCUGACAUGGGGAAUCUGAUGCGGGGGCACAGUUAUGGUGGAGAACUGCAGAAGUUAAAUUCCAUGACUCGGCUGAGGAUGGGAACCAAGGACUUCGGAGCCCCUCCCGAGAAGACUGGCUCUAACCCGAAGGGUGGAGAAUUUCUGCUAACAAACAGGUUGUCUCAGCAGCAUCUUAGGCACCGGAGUCGCUAUGGAGCUGACCAGAAUCUGAUACCAUUCAACUCUGAAACAUCACUUCACAGGUGGAAGAUGGACACAUACUUUAACGACGGUGAUAUGCCUCUAGAUGCAUCAUGUGAUGCUUUAUCCCCAAUGACAUCUCCAUAUAGUAGUCACACAGGCUUAAACGAGCAUCAGUCACAGCUGAUACACAGCCGGUCUAGGGACAUCAAGUCCAGGAUGGAAGAAAUGAGGCAAAAGAGGCUCAGUCUGCAGGAAUAUGCCAAUCUCAGGCAAAGCCAAGAGUCCUUGAGGUCUGUGUAUCCAACUAUGGAAAGACAAAGGUUUUCAUUAAGAGGCCUGGACAUGAGUGUGGCAGAAUUAGAGCCAACUGCAGAAAACGGUUGUAGCAUUGAGUCGGCCAACCACAAAGACAGUGAGCCAAAUAAGGAAGGUGACAAAAGAGAGCAAAUUCUCGAAAGAAAGAAAAUACAGACAUAUGACUGGCAUGACCCUCUUUCCAGGACAGCCUCAGCAGCUGAUCUAGAUAUGAAACUAAAUGAUCCAUCACUCAAGCUCUCAAGUCUCAGUAUCCAGAACCCAAGAACCAUGGAGUCUUUGACUGAAAUUCCUGAAGAGAAAGAGGGUUCAAACCCACGUGUCAACAGUUCGGACUCAGCCGCAUUCAAAGACGGAAAUGAGGAGACUCGCGGAGACGAGAAAGCUGUUCCUAAGCUGACUUCUGUAAAAUCGAGCUUACCUGCAGAAUCACUGCGCCACGGUUCUAUAGAUAAGGUGGCCAACAGUACAGGCUCAGCUGCUCCAAGAGAAGGAGAGAAAUCAACACCCAGUGAGGUACAAAAGAUCACAUCUACAGGAUCUGAGCAUGCAGUGGAUGCUAAGAGUAGUCACACGGAAAAAGGGCAAACACAGAGCGAGGAACCAACCCUUCAAAGGAAAAAUUCCAUGAGAAUGAAAGUAUAUUCACUGCUUACGUCAGACGAAAAGAAACCAUCCAAAAAAGAGGAGAAGUCACUCCAGAGAAAGGCCUCAUUGAGAUCAAAGAAUCCCUCAGGAUCAAUCCGAGCCGACCAUACACAGGCAUCUGCGUCUGACCAAACAACAAAGAAAGGUCAAUCGCCAAGCAUCUCCAGAUCGCAGAGCCCUGUCGGUGGUGCAACAGAGACAGAGAAGCAGAAAUCUCCAUUCCCAAGAUUAUCUACUCAGCGUUCAAGCAAAAGAAAGACGAACAUUGCAGCAGAGCAGGACCGAGGCUCGGGGAGCACACUGGACGACGAGGGAGCGACUGUCUAUCAAAGACAGAAAGUCUACAGUCGAUUUGAAUAUUUGCUUAACACUGAAAAGAGUCCUCGGGAUAAAUCAACGAGGAUGAAUCCCUCAGAGAAAGACAGAGGCUCUUCGCUGAACAGGAAUGAUUCUGGCUAUCCAAUGUACCAGACACAAAGUGGCACAGACAACAAGCUGGGAAGAUUCAUGCAGCGAGUAGGAAAUCUUAUAGGCAAGAACAAGUAGCGAUGCAGGAAAAGAAGGCCACAAUGCUCAAGAAUGAAGGCAAAGUUAGUGCAUUGGUCUAUGUUGAGAAAUCAACCAAAUAUUGCAGAUGGUUAAAAGAUAAGCAACAUUACAUAUGUAGUAACAUCUCCAAAGUUAGCAAGCAAGCAACAUUAGCUAACUUAAAAUGGUACUAUAUACUCCAAACAGCCAUAACAUUAUGACCACUGAGCUCCCUGACCAAUCCCUGACCGUACCGACAGACUGCUCUGCACUCUGUGUUCUGACCCCUUUCUAUCAGAACCAGCAUUAACUGUUUCAGCAGUUUGAGCUACAGUAGCUCGUCUGUUGGAUCGGACCACACGGGCCAGC